GCACAGUUGUACCACCCAGUUGAUUUGUGCGGUUGUUCACGACUGUGGAAGGCAGGCAGACGGCUUAACAGUAUUUGUAUUUUACGUGGAGAUUUCAUUUUUGUAAUUUAAAAACCUUAUAAACUGCGAAACAAUGGCUUCUGGAGUUACCGUGUCUGAUGUGUGCAAAACCACAUAUGAAGAAAUAAAAAAGGACAAAAAACACCGCUAUGUCAUUUUUUUCAUUCGCGAUGAAAAGCAAAUUGAUGUUGAAACUGUUGGAGAUCGUAACAGCGAAUAUGAUCAAUUUUUAGAUGAUAUUCAAAAGUGCGGCCCCGGUGAAUGCCGAUAUGGCCUCUUCGAUUUCGAGUAUAUGCAUCAGUGCCAGGGCACAUCGGAGAGUUCAAAGAAGCAAAAGCUUUUCCUUAUGUCGUGGUGCCCCGAUACUGCUAAGGUUAAGAAGAAGAUGUUGUACUCUAGCUCCUUUGACGCUCUUAAGAAAUCCCUCGUCGGAGUCCAAAAAUACAUACAAGCAACCGAUUUAUCCGAAGCUUCCCGCGAGGCUGUCGAAGAAAAACUACGAGCCACUGAUCGUCAAUAAAUAAACAUAACUAUUCUAUGUAUGCAUCGCAUUUAACAUAAAAGGCAUGCAUAAUACAGCGAUGACGUUAAGAGUAUUGGGUCGAUAUCGCCAAUUUGUAUGAAACUUUUCUACAUAAUUUGUAUUUUCAGUAGAAAUAAACAAAAAAAAAUAAUAAUUAAAUUA
Messenger RNA from Scaptodrosophila lebanonensis, 745 nucleotides. RefSeq names its product cofilin/actin-depolymerizing factor homolog (gene tsr). Gene Ontology annotation, molecular function: actin filament binding. The coding region runs from base 134 to 580 and encodes 148 amino acids. The record is from RefSeq and is a predicted model, not a curated record. Gene Ontology annotation, biological process: cell motility; actin filament severing; actin filament fragmentation. NCBI's taxonomy places the organism in Eukaryota, Metazoa, Arthropoda, Insecta, Diptera, Drosophilidae. The transcript is spliced from 4 exons. Gene Ontology annotation, cellular component: cytoplasm; actin cytoskeleton; actin cortical patch.